AUGAUCCCGCAUUCUUCCGUUGGUGGCCAACCGUGGGGUCACCAUAUGCGCGCACUCAAUGGUGCCGCCGAAAGGAUUGAUUCUGCACAAAUGCCUACUGAGUAUGAUUUGCCGUCGGGGACUUCGCAACCAGCCCUAGUAUCUUCGCUGCCCCAGCAUCAACCACAAUCCACAAUCAUCGACUUAACUAGUAGCGGGUACGAGUCGCAUGAUAGAGAGCCACCAUUGAAACGACCCAGACUAGAGAUAUCAAGCGGGGUUAAGGUUGGAGAUCCAAGUGCAUCCGCUAGUGCUGCGGAUGCAAGAAGUACCCCAAUCAGUGUCAGUUCACGACCCCAGCUCUCGUGGCGCGGUCGUCCCAUGUGGUCCUUCCAAGCGGUGGUUUCAGAUCUCCCAGGUAGCGAGAUUCGAGGUGAUCAUCUUACAGGAUGUCGACCAUCUUCGCCGCCGCCUUUUCCCGCUCAGCCUUGGAACAAAUACUCGCGUGAUUCAGCAGAGGACUCGGGGCCGGAAUUGAAGGGAGUGUCCCCGGACCAAAAAGUUCAAACUGUUCCAUAUCGCAUUGAAACCCCCUCUAUGGCUCCGGCUUUAAAGGCCGAAAGUAAAGUUAUCGAACCCCCAAAGCGUUGUCCUGCCACUAACAACUCAUUAUUAGAAGUCGCUGAUUUUACCCCAUGGACUGGCAAUCACCCAGAAGAUCUAUUGAACGAGCAAACAGCCAAACAAGGCUAUUAUGAUCGGACGCAGGUCUCUCAAAACGAAUCCAACACUGCUCGUCCUGCACUAUAUGGGCAGUUGAAACACCGCACGGGGCUGCAAAUGCUUUCGACCGUGUUUUCGGCUGCCCUAGAGAGACGCCAAACCCACAAUACUAUCUCUACCUCGUCUACGUUCAAGCCACCUCCGAGAGUCACCCUCACUGACAAUAAACGCGAGGCUUGGCUCCGAGAUCUUGCCAAUUCAUCUGUGCCCCUGCGUCGGUUAAGUCGAACCAUUCCUCAUGGUAUUCGAGGCAAAGUUCUUCUGGACCAGUGCCUUGGGAAAUGGAUACCGGUUGCACGCGCAGUCUGGCUCGCAAAAUGUGUAGGUGCUAAUGAAAUUCGCGCCUUCAAACGAAAAGGGACGAGCGGGGCCCUGGCCGUGGGUUUGGAGGCGAAGUGGGUACGAGAUUGGACAACGAAUGUUCACCAAUUCAUUGAAGGUGUAUUCGGUGCACCGAAGACAUCAGAUUGGAAAUCGAAAAUGACCUAUACAGUUGGCCUUACGGCCCGUUUGUUUUUCGAAAACCUCCUGGAUCACGAUCACUUUCUUGAGUGGUACUUGUCUUCGCUCGAAUCUGCUACCCUUGUCACUACCCCUGUUUGGGUUUUGAUGCUUGAGAUUUACUGGGGUAACAUCACCCGAUAUCGACGUAGGGGGAGGAGGUUGGCCGAAAUUCUGCUCGAGAAGCUGCGCCAGGCUGCCGAAUCGAAACUCCUGCCUCUUCAACCUCUCAUUGAUAGAUUGUCUCGUUUCAUCAAAAAACUGGUUCAUGAACAUACGUCGUCCCUGAUUUUACCUAGCUCAUGGGAAUUGUAUAAAGGCCAGGUCACUUCCUGUCUUGAUCUCUCACGCGAUGUGGACCGAGCAUUGUUGCAAAUUCUCGUCGAGCGUAAUGCUCGAGUUCAAAGGCCUCCUCACCUCACGCAACCAACGCAGUGCUCUCCCCAUCAACGCAUCAUAUAUCUUCUUGAUUCCAUGACCUCGGCUUGUGACCUUACUGCUCUAUCUUCCGCUUGUUUGGAUGCCAUGGAAGAUAAGGCGACUCUUGUUUCCAGGCUUCUUGAGUGGGCUGCCACUCCAUUUCGGCACGGAAUUUAUCGAGUUUAUGUCAGUGCUCGCCUUUUGCGAAAAUGGAAAGCGGCAGGAAUUGAUGUCGAUGGCCAUCUACUUUCUUUUCUUGCCCAGGCGACUCGCAACAAAAAUCUAGCGAUUGAAAACGUUUAUCAUAUCGUUUCCGAGCUUGUCAGGUCGCAAACUUUCUCGGUCGGUCGAUAUCUUCAGUGGUUGAUGGCUAAGGGACUUGCCGGGGAUCCCCAUUAUCCCCAUCAAUCGAUUAUCGAUACGCCUAGCGAUGUUUUAUUGAUAACACAGCUGCCUGUUGGUCGUCUUCCCCAGCACGUUCGAAAUCUGCGUAACAUCUUGCUCGGCCGUACUGGAUUUUCAGUUUCGGAUGAUAUCAACAUGGUUGACAGCGUUAAAAGCCUGAUCAGCAAGCGCAUGCCAAAAAUUUUCACUGCAGACAUCAAACCUCAAAUUUCACUCAUUUCAUUACCAAUAGACCUGACGUGGGCUGUCAAGGCGGAGAUAGGCCAGUGGCUACGACAAGGGGUAGGCGAACAUACCCGCAUUGCCACCGGUUCAACUAUUCGAGCUGCUUUCCCCGACGAGCUUGUCUCUUCGGUCUCAAAACUCACGCCAGAUGAGUUUUACCACGUCCGGGACAUUUUAGAAACAUUUGGCGAUAUAUCUAUGUUGGCAGAUGUAUUGAAAUGCGCCUCGAGUUCUGAUAAUAGUACUGUCCUUGCCUCAGCUGCUGAUACUGCCAACUGUCAUUUUGAUUGUCUCCGUGUGAUUGGAGCGACCCCUGAUCUAUUUCGAAGGAUGGUUGAUUCUUACGCAAAUAUUAAGCAGUUCAACCUGCCAAGCCUUGAUUUAAUAUUUUCGUUGAUUGAACUCGGGUUACGCAUCCCCCACGAACUCAACACGGUUGUGAGACUGCGCCAGGAUCUUUCUCGAAUGGAGAAUAAAGCCGUUCUUGCUGCAUCGUCGCCGGUUUCUGAUCACAUUCCGGAUUCUUUUGACGAUAAAGAUCCUUCCUUUCGAGAAAAAUUGGAUCAACUCUUGCUUUCUGGCAAUGUCAUGGAUGAGCCAACCUUGGACGCUGUUUUUAACACCUUGACAAAGCACAUGGAACCUGAUGCCAGUAAAGUGAAACUGCCAGUCAACGACACCUGCCGAUACUUGGCACAAUUGCGAUCUUUUCAACCGAAACAUUUUGAUGGGAUAUUGACUCGUUGGGUCAGCAAUCACUUACGAAUACCUGACAGGUCUACAUUGCUUAGUGCUCUUCCCGCCCUCAUUGGGGUUGGGUGCGUCACAUUUCGAUCUUUUUUGUCUCUCGUCAGAAGGCUUAACAUUUCCAUAUCAACAAUGUCUGACAUGGCAGAUCUACCGGCAGAUAUCGUUAAACUUAUUGUCUUUGAAGAAGCCCAGAGUUCGCCCCUUGAUUUGGUGUCUUAUCGGUUCAAACUUUUACAGCAAGAGUUCUUGGCCAGAAACUGUGACGAAAUUCUUGGUAUCGUUUCUGACGCCGCAUCAACCCUCCAAUCUCGUGAUACAAUCAAAUCCGACAAUCUAGAGGUUUGUCUUGUGAAACUUUUACGGGAACUCCUCGUACGGAACCCCAAUUUCCAUCAACAAAGUUGUAUGAAAAACUUUGUUAGCGGAUGCCCAGCUGCUAUCGGGGCGCUGCAGAAAGCCCUAGAUGGUCUGCUAGGAUUUGAAUCCCAGCAGGGGGAAAAAUCUGUCAUCUCGGAAGUUGAAAAACUUGCUAGCAUAACGGACGACUUUUCUCUUUCCUUCUGUCAAAUGAAGGUUCAGCUACUCUUUCACGAAGAUUUUGAGAGUAGUCAAGAUCGGGAAAGCAUCGCUAACGCAAUAUUCCGAACGGUAGCAGCUAAUUUCGGCGCUCCCAAGUCUCACUGGGUCGAGCUCAUCACACUCAUGACCCCCAAUGCAGUUCGUCAGAUUCGCGAACGUGCAGAACGUGAGUUUUUUGCCAUACCGGUCAUGGAAGAAGAGGCAUGGCAUGAUGCUUCUUCCUCGGUAGUCACACAUCGCUUGGGUACUUUCGAAGCAGCAAAGCUGUACCUGACCAUCAUUGAGAAGCUAGCUGAUAGUAUACCUGCCACUGGGACUUUCUCUGUUACAUCAAUGCUAGCUGAGAGAAUGGAUAUGCUACUGCACAAAAUUAUCACACUAGACAGAAGCCUCAACCCCUCUGCAGAUCAACAAACCAAAUCUGUCACCAGGGAAGCUCGUCCUAACUUUGAGAGGUCUCUUGCCUUCUGGUUUUCAGCUCUUCUGCGGAUGGUCGUCAUACACCGCGCUUCGUUGGUGCAGUCACCUACUCUUAAGGCCAACUCCUCCCAUGAGCAGUGUAGACUUUUGAGCACCAUUUUUUGCAUUGCUCUGUCUCGUCUUCCGAAAGAUACCAUCCGUCUUUUCCCGGAAGCGGACUACUUUCCUCGCUCAGAAUUAUCUGGAGAUCAUCAGCCUUGCCCAGGAAUUUUGUUGCAAACACAUGCACUUGACGUUGCCGCUUCUCUGCUCGACGUGUUCCCGGACGAAGUUCGCCACCAGUGCUCUCGUUUUCUAAGAGAAAAAUGCCCGCCUUUUUUUUCUCUGCAAAAUGACCCUCGAUUCACCUACCUCUUGGGCCCAAUUGGAAAUCCUACAACAGCCAAUCUUUCCCAGACAACAGGAGCUCCGUCUCCAGUUCCGUCAGGCGCCACUCCCGCCUCCACGUCCAAUUUGCCCACAGCUAGUCAUUCUGGACAAUCCAUGGUAACACCGUCUGGAGUUUCUGCUGCUAUGAAUGAAAUCACCAAUUUUACACCCGAUCGAUUUCGUCUCCAACACCGAGGGCGGGUAGCUGGGUCAUAUUCAGUGCGACCUUGGGAACUUCUUCAGGACGCGGCUCCUUUCGUGGGUGUUAAUGACACUGCAGUUAACCUGGGCUAUCUUGAAGCUCGGCGCGUUCGAGUUUGA
This is a messenger RNA of Penicillium malachiteum, 4812 nucleotides long. Its product is annotated as mediator of RNA polymerase II transcription subunit 12. The record is from RefSeq and is a predicted model, not a curated record. The transcript has a single exon. Gene Ontology annotation, molecular function: transcription coregulator activity. The coding region runs from base 1 to 4812 and encodes 1603 amino acids. Gene Ontology annotation, cellular component: mediator complex. NCBI's taxonomy places the organism in Eukaryota, Fungi, Ascomycota, Eurotiomycetes, Eurotiales, Aspergillaceae. Gene Ontology annotation, biological process: regulation of transcription by RNA polymerase II.